Messenger RNA from Bombyx mori (domestic silkworm), 3758 nucleotides. It is a transcript of the gene Drak, whose product is annotated as death associated protein kinase. Gene Ontology annotation, molecular function: protein serine/threonine kinase activity; ATP binding. The transcript is spliced from 7 exons. Gene Ontology annotation, cellular component: nucleus. Gene Ontology annotation, biological process: positive regulation of apoptotic process; intracellular signal transduction; protein phosphorylation. The record is from RefSeq and is a predicted model, not a curated record. NCBI's taxonomy places the organism in Eukaryota, Metazoa, Arthropoda, Insecta, Lepidoptera, Bombycidae. The coding region runs from base 452 to 1813 and encodes 453 amino acids.
AUUUGAAUGGCACGGUAUCGGACGAGGGGCUGUGACUCGCCAAGAUCGCCAGAAACGUGUACGGCGAAGUGCGAUCGACUCGUCGAUGCGCUGCUGUUCCGCCGCUCUUGUCAAUUUUAAGUUUUUCGAAGCGCGUGUGUAAAUAAACAAAUUUCUUUUCAUUGAAAUGUAUGAUGAAGUGAUACAAAUGUUUGUUUAAUAAUCGUGUCUGCACAAAGUGGAACUUUUUAAAUGUAUCCGUAACCGCUUCUCGCAAUGAUAAGGGAGAGCACUCAGUUACCUUUUGAGAAACCGGAGGCAUUAAAAUGUUUCAUGUGGUCUAAUUGAUGCCACUUUUUAAUUUGUUUAAGUGUUUACGUUGAAUUUAAGGACUACUGUGUUAUAGUUCAGUGACGCUUUUAAAAGUUCAACCGUCAUUUCGACACGAUCGUUAGUCGUCUACACGUUGAAAAUGAGUGUGUUGAGUGGUUUAAGUAAGGCGGACAUCAAGACGGCGAGCGAUGGCCUGCUGGAGCUGCCCGAGGAGAGGCUCCGCAGCAUCAUGCGGUCUGAACCGAUAACCGCAGUCUACCACGUUGAGCAGACACCCUUUGCAAGGGGUAAAUUUGCGUCGGUACGCAAGAUCCGUCACCUGGUCUCCGGGCAAGAGUACGCGGCCAAAUUCAUCAGGAAGCGACGGCGAGCGGUGGAUACAACGCGGGAGAUACUCCACGAGGUCGCCGUCCUGGCGCUGUGCGCUGACUGCACCAGGGUCGUCAGCUUGCAUGAGGUUUACGAAACUCGUUCAGAAGUGGCUAUCGUAUUGGAACUGUGCGCUGGGGGCGAACUCCAGCGCUUGCUCGACGACGAGGAGAGACUAUCGGAGGGCGCCGCGAGGAGGGCCCUCCGGCACGUACUGGAAGGCCUACAACACUUGCACGAGCGUAGAGUCGCACACUUAGACCUGAAACCACAGAAUUUGCUGUUAACGGCGGGUGGAGAAGAGCUCCUCAUAUGCGACUUUGGAAUCAGUAGAGCCAUCCAGCCAGGCGCACACGUCAGAGAAAUUUUGGGCACAAGGGAUUAUGUUGCCCCAGAGAUUCUCUCCUACGAGCCGUUGUCCUUAGCUGCCGACAUCUGGUCGGUCGGCGUGUUGGCGUACGUGCUUUUGAGCGGGUACUCUCCGUUCGCCGGCGACACGAAGCAGGAAACGUAUUUGAACAUCGCCCAGUGUCAGCUCUCCUUCCCGAAAGAGCUUUUCAGAGGCGUAUCGCAGACCGCCAUUGGCUUUAUCACGGAAACUCUUGUUGUUGAUCCAAAAGGCCGUCUCACAGUGGAUGAGUGCCUGGAGCACCCCUGGUUGAAAGACGAGUCGGACAUGCCGCCCGCCAUCGUGGGAUUGGGCUUCGACUCGGCGCCCGUCAGCACCGACGACGCAGAGGACGACGACCCCGAGCCGGAGCCCGCCGCGCACCCCGCCCCGCCCGCGCACCCCGCCCUCAACGGGCACGCCGCCCUCAACGGGCACAACGGCGUCAACGGCUGCACGAACAACGGGACGCAUGAAGAUGAUAAAGUGUCAGAGUGCGAAGAGCGAGACAAGCCGCUGAAGCACGGGCACGCGCGGGACGUCUCGCCCCCCUUCCCCGACGCGCCCUCCACGCCCAAGGUGUCGCGCAAGUCGCACCCGCAUCCUCCGUCGGUGCUGGCGCUCUGCAAGAAGUUUCAGCCGGACUACGAGAAGCCGGCCAAGCUGUCCCUCUCGCCGGCGGGGGUGGACUGCGAGCCCUCCGCCUGCCGCCGCCUCCGCCCCGCGCGCGCCGUGCUCUGCUAGCCCGAGCGCGACCCGCGGGACGGCGCGUGCGCUGACGUCACGCGCGCCGUCACUGCGGUCGUCACGUCGCUGUGUUGCGGACGUUCGUCAUGACGUCACAGAGCCGCGGCUCCGCUCACGCAGACGCAGCGACGAAGAGACUUUCGGGGGACGCUUCUGCGCGCGCGUUGCGCUGAUGACGUCACGCGUGCAGUGCCGUGUUGUGCCUUAAUUAAUGUACGUACUGUUCCGUUGCUCCUGAGCUCGUCCCGCGCGCGGCGUGACCUCGUCGCUCAUGUAAAGCUAUUACAUAGUGCUAGUUUAUCAUAAUGUGUUCGUAAGUCUCGAUUUGUGAUAAGGAAGUCAUUACUAAUGUCACGUAAAAGUUCAUUACAUGUUGAUGCGUUUUAUACUAAUAAGGAUGUUUGUUGCCUUUAUUACGUCAAACGUGUCAUACCCAAUUCAGGUUUGUAACAUUCGGUUCUUAACUGGAUAGUGAGAUGCGGAAACGCGGGGAGUAAUCGAGGUAAUGGUGAAUUUUUCCCUCUCCCCCUUACACUCUGUAAUGAGGGCUUAAUAUUGUACAUAUUCUAUUUGUAUAUUAUCCGACAGGCGCCCACCUAAAGAGGUCGUGCGCCUUCGUUCUCGGUACAAAUCGCAUAAUGGCGCCACGUCGCUUGUAAAUGUCUUUUUAGUGAUUCGUAGACGAACGCGACCACAUACAUACAUAUAUACGGAUAUCCCUUUGCAAUCGUUUUGACGCAUCGCGAUAUGAUUAAAGUACGUUGACAGCUGACAGCUUAUACGUCUGACAGCUGACAGCUUAUACGUCUAAAUUCAAUAGUAUAUUUUUGUAGGAGCUUUACUGUUUAUGGCCUAACGAUGUACAAACGACGUGUUUGCAGUAUAAAUGUUUAUAAAUACUUUAAUCGCAAUGGCAUCGAACGCUUUGGGCUAUCGUGGUGUGUAGUCGCGUACGUCUAAUUAUAAGUUCUAUCUUAUAUUAUAAAGCCGAGUCGCUUGCGGGGUGGGCGCGCCGACGUCACGAAUUGUAAAUAAUUAUAUAUAUGUGAUGCUAUCGUGUUUAUUUAUUACGUGAUCAGUUCGCGCCAACGGACCCUUCUCCCGUGCGAGGCGACAAACAAAACGUAUCGAUAUACAUUUGCCUAUAUUUAAUAAUGGAUCACAAAUGUUAUGUUAUUUAGUUUAUUUUUUAUGAUUGUAUCGAUAGUUGUUGUUUCGGUGAAAGGUGUUGUCGUUGUCGGAGAAGCGUCCGGGCGCGCCGGUCGGGUCGAGCACGCCGCGACCGACGCCGCGUCACUUACCUAGUUAAUGCAAUUUGUUAAUGCUACGAUCACGUCGCGUGAUUAAUAUUUUUAGUACGUAAGCGUUCUGAUUAGCGUGAUGCGGUCGCGAGGCUGAUAGUCCUCGCUUCGAGUGUCUGGGACCAAAAUUAUUGUUGUCUUGUAGUCGCGAUACAGCGCGGAGCCAUUAGUGCCUGUCGAUAAUUUGUCGAUAGAGUUAGAGAUGGUGUUAUAUCGAUAAAUAUAGUGCUAUAAGUCGAGAUUGUUGUGAGAUGUUUCAUUGGAAAAAUUGGAAAUUUUAUCACUAGGAGUGACAGUUUUUUGGGAUUGUUAUUUAGAUAAAAAAAUAAAAAUGAUUAUUGUAGAACUCUCUUGCGAUGGAUUUUUUUGAGCUCAAAUCUUUCUAUCUGAUUAUUAUUAUUUUUUAAAUAUAUUUUUCAUCGAUGGCACACGUCGAUGUUAAUGCUAAUCGGCUACACUGUGAAUAUUUCUUGUAUCGUGUAAUUAUUUUAUUAUUUUAAUUUCUUGCAACGUGAUCUUUGUUCUUUUAUCAUGUUUUUUUAACGUAUCACGUUUCAUCUAAAUCGAAGAUUAUCUUGUGAGAGCUGUUGUGAUCCAUUACUACCCAUUUGUAAAAAAUAAAUUAUUGUGAUAUAAAAAAA